Monopterus albus (swamp eel) is the source of this 1356-nucleotide messenger RNA. It is a transcript of the gene rwdd1, whose product is annotated as RWD domain containing 1. Gene Ontology annotation, molecular function: protein binding. Lineage: Eukaryota; Metazoa; Chordata; Actinopteri; Synbranchiformes; Synbranchidae. The record is from RefSeq and is a predicted model, not a curated record. Bases 160 to 882 code for a protein of 240 amino acids. The transcript is spliced from 7 exons.
AAGAAGAAGAAGACGAAGAAGAAGAAAAAAGAAAAAAGAAAAAAAAAACGCUCAUGCUUGUCAUUAUCACGAACGAAUCUAGUAUGUCAUCCAUGGUGUUAGCCUGAAAAGAGUGGUGAUGAUUUUUUUAACCUCGAGAUAACUUGCAGCUAUACAAGAAUGACGGAUUACGCCGAAGAGCAAAGGAAUGAACUCGAGGCUAUAGAGUCCAUCUACCCAGACUCAUUCACAGUGCUUUCAGAUUCCCCCACCAGCUUCACCAUCACGGUAACAUCAGAUGCUGGGGAAAAUGGUGAAACUGUGGAAGCAACACUAAGGUUCACAUAUGUAGAGAAAUACCCAGAUGAGCCUCCGCUGUGGGAGAUCCACUCUCAGGAGAACCUUGACAACAGUGAUGUGGAGGACAUUCUUGCCUUACUGCAGCAACAGGCAGAAGAAAACUUGGGCAUGGUGAUGAUUUUCACCCUGGUGACAGCUGUUCAGGAAAAACUCAAUGAAAUUGUAGAUGUAAUGAAAACCAGACAAGAAGAGGAGAAGCGGCGGAAAGAGAAAGAAGCAGAAGAAGCAGAAAAGGUGGCAUUCCAGGGGACAGUGGUAACCAUUGAAAACUUUCUGGUGUGGAAAGCCAAGUUUGAGCUGGAGAUGGCUGAGGUGAGGAGGAAGAAACUAAAGGAGGAGGAACAGACAGGAAAGCCCAAACUCACUGGUAAACAGCUGUUUGAGAGAGACCACAACCUGGACACAUCUGAUAUUCAGUUCCUUGAAGAGACUGGAAACAACGUUGAAGUGGACGAGUCACUGUUCCAGGACAUUGAGGACUUGGAUUUAGAUGAGGAGGACCCAGACUUUGACCCUUUACAGAUGGGCAGUGAUGAGGACUAAAGGAGGGAGGAGGACAGAGGACUACUGAAGACUGACAGGACCAUAGUUUUUCUCUCUGGAAUAUGAUCUGACCAGACAUAUUAAGAAAAUCCUACACCUGCAUUUAUAUUUAAAGACACAACAGCUUAAGGUGCGAUCUUCAUAGAUACGACAUACACAUUUCACUCAACCAUGUCCAUUUUUAAGCCUGGACAAUUAAAUUUUUCAGCUAAAGGUCUGACUCUGGUGCUGCUGGAAAUGCAAGACAUCCCAGUGAUAGGCAUAUUAUUUGGCCAGAAGAGGGAAAUAAAAUAUCACAUAUGGCCCAAAGCAAGGCAAGAGGAAAUAUUUAGAUGAUGUACUGAUAUUAAAGCAGCCAUUACAUUACAUGUUGGAUCGUUGUAUUUAAACUGUUAUUAUGCAUUUGCAUGUAGAGAAGUACUGGCAGCAAAAUGUACUAUGUACUUUGAAGAUUAAAAGCACUUGUUCUGCAGA